AAUUUAAAGAUUGUUUGUACCUGAAAAAUGUAAUUAAACAUUUAAUGUUAAAUAACUCAGUUUUAAUUGUUUUCUUUAUAAAAUGCGUGGAUGCUACUCAACUGUGUGUCAUACGGAAAUGCUCUGAUUUGUGAUUUAGAUAUUUAAGACGUUUAGGUUAUAAAACGAAUCAACUCCAAAAAACCGGUUCAUUAUGGAUUUCUCGGAGGAAUUCAAUAAGUUCAUUACUUCUUCGAAGAGCAAUAAGGUCACGGAUAAAAAGGCUGCUGUGGAAAUUAUGCUCAGUUUAUACGGCAAUACCGAUGCUGUUCGAAACAUUAGCACUAAUACUUUAGAAAAGGUACCUGAUAGCGUUACGUGGGAUCUGAUUAUAAAUACAGCACAUCAAAUAAUAUUAGACGACAAAAUUGGAAAGGCAGCAGCUAACAAGACAAUGGUUUGCAAUUUUGUUGAGCAAACCUUUGAAAAUGCAAAGGUGAUGUUCACUCGACCAGAUUUCGCGCCCGUAAUUUUUGAAAUAUUAGAAAAUGAUACGUACGCUUUUUACCAAAAUAUGUAUAUAAGAGCACUGCGUGUUUAUAUACUUCCUGUAUUUGCGUACCGACUUCGAUUCUCUGCGGAAUGCUGGCAGCAACUGCUUAAAGUUUGCGUCAAUCUAUAUUCACACCAAACGACAUCUAAAGACAAGAGCAAUUUGAUCAAAACAAUGCAAUCGAUUGUGGAAUACGGAUGCUUGGAAUCGCAUCUCAUUCUAAUUUUGAAGAAGUUUCUACCAGUUUUAGAAAGCAUCUUUAAACACGUCAGGUCAGAUCAAGUAGUAGCCGAAUCUGCAUUUCAACUCGCAACAAGUGUUUGUCGACAAAUCGCAGUAGAGAGUCGUUUCGCACUAUGCGAUUUUGGUGAAACUAUUUUGUCCGAGAUUAUUUUUUUAAGCGGACGUACAGAAAAAUAUCGAUUAUUUCAAAUCCUAGUUCAAGCUCACCAUCCUAAGGGAAUAACUCUAACAGAGUUCGCUUUUUACGCUCAAAACAAGGAAGAGUGGAAAGACAUACUACUAAACAUGUUUUCCAUGAUAGUCAAAGAGUGCCGACCAGAAAUUUUGUCUCAGUCUUUCAUAGAUUUCGCAUCAGCAGUUUUCAGACAAAUAAGCAAACUACCCAGUGAUCACCAGACUUUAAUUUUAAAAUCAGAAUACGAAGACGAAUUCUCGCAGCCUAUAAAAAAGAGACGCCUUAGCGUAAAAUGUGGAGUUCUGGUAAACACGAUAAACGAAAAUGAACUCAAACUAGCCUGGCCCAUAAUCCAGAUACUAGCAAAUCUACUCAAAAAUCACCCAGACAGUUUAGAAGCUGACGAAUUCAUGGAACUCGUCCGUGUCGUGAAAUUCCUCUUUUCAAAAUUAUCGGAACACAAAGUCGCCACGGGAAGCUUGUGCCAAUUGGCUUUGGAAAUUAUACCAAUUCAAGAUAAGUUUAGCACUCUGGGCCAAAACUUGGAAGACAAAAACUUCGGAAGCGAGAUUUUAAAUUCACUUUUGAGACAUUUACACGCCGUAGAAGACAACAACUUGGGCCAUUGUUUGAUCCAGUCCCUUAUCGAGCACGGACAAAUUUCGAAUUUUGAUGUCAUCCUCAGAGCUUAUGUUACGGGAGCAAUGAAAUGGACUUCCAGUAGUGUUCGAACUUUGCUUCUACUCUGCAGACAUGCGACCUUGCCAGAAAAAAUAGUCCAAGUAGACGAAACCGUUUCAUCCGAACCUCUCAAAAUCAAACUUCUCAAAUGGGCUUUGAACAUUCCCUGGCAAUCUAACUUCCCGCAAUUCCCCGUAGAUGAUUUGACCGAGAUUAUCUCCAAUUUUCCGCUCAGAUUUUGGUGCAAGGACUUUUCAAACUUAACUAACACCUCCAGAUUUUUAUUCAGUAAAGGACGCAACCUUCGAAUUCGAGAAGAAGCCAGCAUUCUUGAUGAUAUUAAACCAAUGACUCAUUCCGAUAUCGACAAGUGUCACUUGGCCAUAGAUUUUGAAAUCGACUUAUUCUCUGACCUUAAGAUGGAAACCGCUGAGAAAUUCGAGUCAAAACAAAUCAAUACAGCUUAUCGAAGAUCGGAUCUCGAGUUCCUAGUUUCCGAACUUAGCAAAUCAUUACAAGUAGACAUAAGAUUUGGGAAUGUCUCUACCAUGAUGAUGAAAAACAUAAUUGUGGCGAGAGCUCUUUCGGGAUUGAAAGAAUUAUGCCUUGGAGACGAAGUCGAUUUUCAUUCUCUUUAUAAUGCCCUUUCUAAUUCACUCGAGAAGGUUUUCACUUUUCUCGCAGAAGUGGACUUUUCAAGGCAAAGAUUGACUGAUUUGGAACUGGUUUUAAAUUCACUGAGUCUAUUUUUCCAAGCUUCUUACCACGAUACUAUUACUGACUGUAUCUUAUCAAGUGUUUCUCAAACUUCUCUGCUCAAUCUCUAUAAUAUUUUAGCGCUCGAAAGUGAUUCAAAUGCGGAAACUGCACUUUAUGUCUGCCCUAAUCUAGAAGAUGAGGUCAAAUUGGAUUACCAAAAUCACCCUCCAUCAGAACUUUCAAGAACGGAGAUUCUGAGACUACAAACCACGAGGGCGUUGAAAAAUUACUGUUGUUUGACAUCUGAUUCUACCAUGACAGGCAUCCAGGAGCAACUCAUCAUUAGCUUAAUUCAAAGUAACUUUGCUGAUAUUACCACCAGCUGUGAUAUCAAAAUUGCCACACUACUUUUAGAAACAGUAAACCAGGAAAUCGUUUUGAGCGAACAAGUUUUUGAGAAUUUGGUUGGUCUUUUGGUUCUUCUAUCGAUAGAAUUCCAGAAGCAUCAAAAAAUUGUUCGCUAUGUUCUGAGAAUUCUCCCUGAUUAUUUUAAACACUCGGCGAAACUCGGAUUUGCAGAGAAGCUUUUGAAAAUUCUACUUGAUAUAGAUAGGAACAUCGAUAGGAAAAUUCACGGACCUUUGGUGCAUCUUGAAUUUGUUCAAUGUCUUUCUGCAUUGAUUUCCGUCUAUCCAAAUUUGACUUACAUGGUAGAUAAGAAGCCUCAAAGUGUUUUACUAUUGAUUUUGCGGUACGUUAGUAAUCCAUUCUUGAUCGUUAGAUUAGAGAUAGCUAGAAGCAUCUAUACUCUAUUUUCCAAAAAGGAAAUCAGCUUCGAGAAGAAACAGAGCUUCUACAACAAUCUAAUGAUAAAGAUGAAAUCGCUCAAGGAGGAAGAAGCCGAAAAAACAGACGAAAAAGCAGCAAAACUCGCAAGUUUUCUCUACAUAAUCGGAGCCGUGAUAAGCAGUGAUAGUAUUUUUCAAAACCAAGCUCUCUUUAAUCUUCUUCAGUUUUCAACGUCAGAGAAAAUCCCUAUAAAGAUAAUCCAAAAAGUCCUAAAAAUCUUUGGCUCUUCCCUAGAAGAUAAUUUGGAUUAUCUUCUGAUUCACUGGUGCGCUAAAGAAUCGUUCGACUCCUUUCCAUGGAGUCUAAUUGGGUCUUUGGAUGAUUUCUUCAUCGGGCAUAUGCAUAUUCCGAUUUUGAGAAAAAACAAAACCAUUUCAGAGGCUCUGGACCUUUGCAAAAAAGUGGGUCGUUCUUUUGAAGAGAGUUUCAAGAAUUCUUUCCCUAAAAUCGUUUCUUGGUUGCUGUUUUACAUCUCCAAGGGAGAAAACUGGGCGAUAGAUAUGUUCGAGAAUCUGAAAAAUAAUAGAGGAGAAUUUCAGUUGGUGAGACGGUUCGAAGAGCUGAUAAACGAGACUUUGGAUCUCGUAGUUGUGAAUUUGAUUACGGGACUUGAUGACGAGGAUCAUUUUUCGCAGCUUUUUGGAGUUAACAUUCUGAUACCAGAGUCUAUUCCAGUAAGAUUGAAAAUUGAUGAACUUGAUAAGUGUAUCCAGAUCUUGGAAGAAGUAUUAAAAGAAUCGUUUAUCCCAUUUUUGGUCGGAAAGCAAAAAAAUCUUCUGCAGAAGAUCUUGUUGAGUUUGACUUCUAACAUUUACGAAAACGAUCAAGCAAAAAAGAAGUCCCCAGAGCACAAACUCAAAGCUUUUCAUCACUACGUUUACUUUUGCACUCUUCUGAUGCGAAAACUAAAGAACGACUACUUCGAUGUCAUGUGGAUUUUUGUGGUGAGAGAUAUUUGCUACACUUUGUUGCAUUUAAUAAAGGGCGGAUCAGACAAUACCCCGAGUAAUCAAACCGAUCUAUCAGAAUUAGCUUGCAAAUUCCUAGACGAGUUUCUACGUCAGAUCCUGCCAGAAAGAUCUGCAGCAGUAAAAGAAAUUUUCGUCCUCAUCGUCAGAACGUUAACUCCUCUCGCUUCUCUCGAUGAUUCUUCAAUCGCUCUUCAAACACUCAAAUUUCUGAUUGUCGAUCAAAAGGAAGUUUUCAGUGAUGUGAUCCAAAAACUGAACUCCUUUCCUCAAAGUUUUCCAUUUAAUGAGCUCAGGGCUGUUUAUGAAAGCCUCAAAGUGAAAUACACCCUCGAAAGUGAAAUCGAACACUUCUUAACUGUUACAGACGAGAUCAAUUUGCCAAGCAAUGCGAGUAGUCUUCUUCUUUUAAAGGGGAAACUGUCAGAAAAGAAAGAAGAGUUGAAUGAUAUGUACAGAAAACUGGAAAAUCUGAGAGGUUUUGCUGAGGAUUGUGUAUCAAGUCUUCUUCAUCAGUUGAUUCACAGACUCGUGAAGUUGACAGAGUCCUCGGAUCCGAUAGUUUCUGAAGAAGCUGCUAAAUGUUUAGGAAUUCUAGGACCUGGAGAUUUGACGACGAUGAUCUUGCAUCCGGAAAAAGCGGAAAUAAAGGAAGCGACUGAUGGAAUUGAAAUGCUGACAUACAAGAUAUUGAUUCUACUCUCGAAUUAUAUAAUCGAAAAGGAUAUCAAGUUGAGGAAAGCGAGUUCUGAUGCACUUUAUGCUGUGCUGUCUUCACCUUGGGGGCAGAAGCUCAUAAAUCUAAAAUAUUUAAACGACUUUGAGAAGAUACUUGAUGCGAAGGAAGCAAGACUUUGUUUGGAUCGGAUUCGGCCUUUUGUGAUAAAAAAUAGAAUUGUUAAUAUGAAAAUCGGUAUUGACAGAUCGAAGUUUGCGAAGAUUAUUGACUCUGAAAAUUCCCUUUGGAAGGAUCAAUCAAAUUGUCCGUAUUUUGAAUGGAUCACGGGAUUCGUCUGUAAAAUUUCGGAGAGUUUUUGUAAUUUCUAUCUUGAGAGUCUGAUACCGAUUUUGAAAAGCAAUUUACAGUUUUGUGAAGAGAUCAUUUCCAGGAUUAUUAACAUUAUGAUUCGAUUGGAUAGUUCGAUUGCUUCUGAUCUCUGCGAUGGUAUUAAUCGAUUCUUUCGAUAUAAUUGUGGGACAAGAGAUGAAGGUUUCCAGAAAAGUGGAACUCGUAAUCAAGAUUCCGUAAGAUGCAUGUUAAACAUUGUGAAUUUUUUGAGGAUUCAGGACGAUGAAGGUGUUGAACUGAGAUUAGAUUAUCUUCCGAUUGCGAAAGCUGCUCAGUUUUGUUCUGCGUAUUUUACUUCUGUAUUGUACGUGGAAUUAUGGUGUGAAACUUUUUUAAAUAGAAUAAGGGAUAUUGGACGUACUUUGAUUAUUGAUCGAAUUUAUAAUGAGGAUCCGAUUCAAGGAAAAAUUGUCAAGGACAUUUUGAGAGAGGCAAGUAUUCAAAUUGGAGAUCCGGAUGCAGUUUAUGGAUGUGGGACUGCACAUUUGAAAGAUCGAGAAGCUAGAUUACAGUAUUUUGCGGAUUUAAAACAAUGGGAUCAGAUGCUUAUUUUGCAGGAUUCGAAACUGAGGGAUGGAAAUGAUUCGGUAAUGGGUAUGUUAAGUGCCCUCAAAAACUCCGGAUAUCAAUUCCUUCUGAGUAAUUUCAUGAAAAACAUCGAUAAAACCAAAGAAUCUUUAGAAAUUGAAGAUUUUCAAUAUGAAUCUGCAUGGCGUCUCGCAGAUUGGAAUAUUUUAUCUUCCCAGCAAAACACAGAAACCGCUGAAAACACAUGUAACGAUUUGCUUCAUGCAGAAAAAGAAAGUUACUCCUAUCAUCAUUAUAAGUGCUUGAAAUCUUUCAACGAAGACGAUCUUGUAGUUUUAAAAUCUGCUCUCGAUUCUGCUCGAUCUUCCAUCAUUAAGGAUCUUCGGAACAUCAGUUUAGAGAGUUGCAAAGCGGUGUAUCCAAGUUUGUCAAAACUCCAAAUGCUUCGAGAAAUUGAAGAAUUGAGUUCAGUAGAACCAAAUCAGUAUAAAAAAAUCCUUUCAGACUGGAAAUCUCAGGAUUAUAUCCGCACUAGUGAAUUUCAAUACGUUGAGCCGCUUUUGUGGCAAAGAAGCAUCAUGUGUAAAAUUAAAGAUUCAUUUAAGAAUGAUAAUGUAUUAAGAGAGGGUCUCAUAGAUUUUUAUUUAGAAAUUGCCCAGAUUGCUGCGCAGCAAGGAUAUUUUAAAGAAGCCUUUCGAGCAUUAGGAACAUUAGCAAAACAAGAGGGACUUUCUCCUGAAAUUCGAAACCAGUUACACUAUCAAGAAUCAUUGCUAGCCUGGAUGAGUAAUGACGAAGGUUUAGCUCGUUCUCUACUGAGAAAUCUAAUAAACCGAACAUCCAACAAUCCUCGUCUUCACGCAGAAUCUCUGAGUGUCUUCGGAAAUUGGAUGGCUGAAACCCAGUCUGGAAAUCGUCACACAAUCUUACGAAAAUACUAUCUUGAAUCUAUCCAAACCUCUCUAUCAAUCGACGAGCCAACUUCGCAGGAUUUAAAAAACCUUAACAACACUCAAGCGGCUCUGGCUCGAUUUGCAGACGUUCAUUAUCGACAAUUGAAGGAUUAUAUGCAAUCGCCUGAAUUUGCGAGUGUGAAAACAGUGGCGCAGUUAUCCUUGGAUUCACAUAAAGCAGACAUGAAUUCUAAAGACGUUGGCGUGAGAGCUGCAGCGAGUAAAAAUAAAAGGCAGACUUUUAUCGACGCUGCUGUACUCCAGGAAACUGAGAGAGAAAAGAAUUAUUAUCUUCUCAUGGCUCUGGAAUAUUACGUGAAAACAUUACAGCAAAGCGAAGAGCACAAUUUCCUGAUAUUCAGAAUCGUUUCUCUGUGGCUAGACAAUAUGUUUGUUCCACAACUGAAUGAAGUUUUGAACCGAUAUUUACCGAAUGUUGCCUCCUAUAAAUUCAUUAAAAUGCUGCCACAAUUAGCUGCACACAUGAGCGAUGAGGACGAUGAAUUUUCAUCAAAAAUUAAUCACAUUUUGGAAAGAUGUGCCCUCGAUCAUCCAUUUCACGCUUUGCCCGUACUUCUGUCCUUAAAACAUUUGUACGAUGACUCUAAAUUUAAUCCUAAGGGUCCCAAGCAUACCAAGCCGGAAUCAAGAGUCGUCGGAGCGACGAAACUGAUUUCGAAACUUUCCAAAACGAAAAUUAAUCCCAUCGUACGAGAAAUGGGCCAAUUGCAACUUGCUUUGGUCCAGUUGGCCUAUUUACAAAUUCCAAACGGAUCACAAAAACAUAACAUUCCAAAGAAUCAAGAGAUCCUAAAGAUAAAAAAUUUCCAAAACACGAUUGUGCCAACAAUAAACUUGGAUGUGCGUCCAAAUAAAAAUUAUGAGGAUGUCGUAGGUGUUAGUAAAUACAUGCCAGUAUUUGAAGCUGUUGGUGGAAUUAAUGCACCGAAAAAAAUCGUUUGCGUAGGUACUGAUGGAAUAUCUCGAAAGCAGUUAGUCAAGGGGAAAGACGAUCUUAGACAAGACGCUGUCAUGCAGCAAGUAUUUUCUGUUAUGAAUUUAUUGUUGAAAGCAAGCAAGGAAACAAAGCAAAGAAAAUUGCACAUCAGAACUUACAAGGUGGUACCUUUGACACAAAGAUCAGGGGUAUUAGAGUGGUGUGAAAAUACUUUACCAAUAUCAUUGAUCCUACUUGGUGAUGGAAAAAAACCAGGAAUACACAAAAAGUAUUAUCCAAAUGAUUACGAUACACAUAAGUGCAGAAAAAUGUUGGAAGUAGCGUCGAAGAAACCCAAUGACGUAAAAUUAAAAACGUACAUGGAAUGCUGUAAAAAUUUCCAUCCCGCCUUUCAUCACUUCUUUACAGAAAAUUACUCGUCGCCCGAAACUUGGUUUGAGAGAAGAUUAGCCUACACUCGGAGUGUUGCUGUGACGUCCAUCGUUGGUUACAUUCUUGGAAUUGGUGAUCGACAUUUAUUAAAUAUUCUUCUCGACCAGACAACGGCAGAAGUUAUUCACAUUGAUUUUGGAAUUGCAUUCGAGCAAGGAAAAAUAUUACCUGUGCCAGAAUUGAUUCCAUUUCGACUAACCAGAGAUAUUGAAGUGGCGAUGGGCGUUUCUGGAGUUGAAGGCGUGAUGAGACGAUGUUGCGAACAAACUAUGAAAGUUCUGAGAGAACAGAAAGAAGUUAUCGUUACACUUCUUCAGGUUCUUCUUUACGAUCCCUUAUUUAUUUGGGCGAUAACGCCUUCUAGCCUGCGGCCCAAUAGCGAUUCGGACCAGAUUAUGGACAGUGAUUCGGAAAAGAACAAAGUCGCAGAGAGGGCUUUGGUGCGAGUUCAGCAGAAGCUAAGUGGCUUAGAAGAAGCUCUCCCAUCCAGUAUACAAGGACAGGUGGAAAGGCUGAUUCAGCAGGCGCGAGAUCCCGCUUUAUUAAGUCGAAUUUAUUACGGGUGGCAAGCUUUUCUUUAAUUCCUACCCAGUUAUUCCGGAAGUAUUUUAUUUAUGAAGAGCAUUAUCAACAUUUUUCGAUAUGUUAAAGAUACAUAUGUAUUAUAUUACCAUUAUGAAUGUUACUUUUGAUAUUUUUGUAAUCUCUCUUUCGUUUUUUUCUACGUUGUUCAUUAAAGUAUGAGUUUCC
Messenger RNA from Belonocnema kinseyi, 8837 nucleotides. Its product is annotated as serine-protein kinase ATM-like. NCBI's taxonomy places the organism in Eukaryota, Metazoa, Arthropoda, Insecta, Hymenoptera, Cynipidae. The record is from RefSeq and is a predicted model, not a curated record. Bases 194 to 8668 code for a protein of 2824 amino acids. Gene Ontology annotation, biological process: DNA repair. Gene Ontology annotation, molecular function: protein serine/threonine kinase activity; protein binding. The transcript is spliced from 16 exons.